Molecule: messenger RNA, 1599 nt
Organism: Cylindrotheca closterium
Lineage: Eukaryota; Bacillariophyta; Bacillariophyceae; Bacillariales; Bacillariaceae
Source: the annotation of a GenBank genome assembly
AUGGGAAGCAGACGAGUUCCACCAAAACGAAGGUCCUGUAGUCGGUUGCUCAUUCCUUUGGUUACAAUUCUGACACUCUUGGCAGCUUGUUUGCAAAUCAGGAUGAUAUUUACGACGGCGGAGGACAAGACUGGAGUGCUGUCCGAAAACACAAUUCGCGGACGAACGAAGGUUGUCCUUUCAUCAUCGUCACUGGUUUCGACUUUUGACAGCGGCACCAAAGUCAAUCAUGCAGAAGCACAGUUACAAUACGAUCGAGGAAUGGACCCCACAAUUAAAGCGUCUCGGAAUGUAGGAGACACUGUCGGGGAGACCACUACCAGGGAGGGAAAUAGGAGUACCUCGGAGAUGACAUUCGCAACGAUACUGCCACGGCAAAACAAGGAUACGAUCAUUCAGGCUCGAGAAGUUCUUCCAUUGUGUGAAUUUGAAACUGUCAACAAUACCUGUGCUUGGACAUUUGCCAAGAAUACCAGUAUUUUAUUUGAUUGCAAACAAAACCCAUUCCUUCCGAAAUGUGAAUUGAAUUGUUUUGAUGCGCCAACGCAGGAACAUCCUGCAGCGUCGUUUGCUGCAUUGGCAAACGAAGAGAAACAUAAUAAUCAAUUUUCGAAUGCAGAAGAAGUGUUUGAAAUCUUUUCAGCUGCGGGUGACAAGCUCCAGGGAAGUGACAAGCUGUGGCCUCCCCUUGGAUGGGGAGGGAAUUGGGUAGAGGACAAGAAUUAUUGCGAAGCAGCCAACAACACUGCCGGUGCCUGUCUAUUUGGCAAGCAUCGUUACGUUUUGAACGCAGAUGGUGACAUGGCUACCAUUUGGACGAAGGAUGAAGCUUGCCAACUCCUAAAGUCCAGGAAUAUCACUAAAAUACAACUGAUUGGAGAUUCAUUGAUACGGCAUUUGUCACAAUCGCUAGUAAUUAUUUUGAAGGGCGACUAUGAUUUUCAAUUUGGUCGCAAGGAUUGUUUUGGAGACCGAGCGUUCUCCGAAAAGGGUUGCCGUGGUUUUGGUGUGACCAGUGCGUGCUAUGACGAUGAAGUCAAGAAAAGUGGUGGCAUCUUGAUCAAGUACGAAAUAACAGAACCAGUGAAUUGGAGAAUUCCAGCACUCGAAACCGCCCAUCACUUCCGGAGCAAUCGAGGUAGUACUCUUUUCUUUUAUGGCAUUGGGAACCACCCAGCAACUGCCCAGCAUGGCCUGAAAGAACGGUACGGUAUUCUCAAUGCAGCUGAAUAUUUGUUUCGACGAUGGGGUCUACUGACGUCUAAGUUCUGGGGUCCCUCGAACCACCUGGUGUGGGUUCCACCUCAUUACAAGUUGCGAAUUGGCCGGACUGACGAAACCAACCAACGCGUCUACCAAUUCCUGAUUGGUUCGCACAAUUACUUUCAAUCUUUGGGCGCCAGAACCCUCAACACCUUUGACAUGACUCGAACGAUGGCGUCAUUCUUCUCGUUUGACAAUGCUUCCAAGAAGUUUUACUCUCGAGAAACCUGCAAAGCAACUGAUGAGACCUGGGACGGCUUCCAUUAUAGCCGCACAGUCAAUUUGUGGAAGGCGCAUCUGGCACUGCAACAGUUCCAGUCAUCACUUAUGGAGUGA